Molecule: messenger RNA, 750 nt
Organism: Eucalyptus grandis
Lineage: Eukaryota; Viridiplantae; Streptophyta; Magnoliopsida; Myrtales; Myrtaceae
Exons: 1
Coding region: 1-750 (249 amino acids)
Biological process (GO): root development; shoot system development
Source: RefSeq, a predicted model, not a curated record
AUGGCGAGGCUUGCCAAGCUGUACGUCAGCGUCGAAGAGCUCAUCUGCGCUCCCCUCACCCAGCAAGCUAUUCUUCGAGACCGAAAUGGUAAAGCGAUGCAGGAGGUAGUCGACGAGUCGCUUAUGUUGUUAGAUGCUUGUGGGUUCGCAAGAGACUUGAUGGGGAGGAUGAAAGAUGAAAUCCAGGAUCUACAGUCCGCGAUCAGAAGAAAGGGCGGAAUAAAUUCGAGCAUUGAAAGCCAUGCUCAGGGUUUCAUGAGUUUUAGAAAGAAAGCCAAGAGGGACAUAGCAAAAUAUCUUGGUAAAUUCAAGACCCUGUCAAGCAAAAACCUUAGUAGUUCAUCAAAGUUUCUCAAUCUGGAUGACCAUCUAGUCAUGGUUGUCGAAGUGUUGAAAGAAUUGAACCUCAUCACCAUUUCAAUCUUGAAGUCCAUCUUGAUCUUUGCCUCUCCGGCAAGGACCCAUACAAGGACCGGUGGGUGGUCAUUGGUCUCAAGGCUGAUGCUCUCAAGCGAGAAAGGCGUGAAGAAAGUCUUCAAUGAAGUGGAGAGUGUGGACUGUGCCGUGAGCUCCAUCCAUGGACAUGUAAUCCGGAAAGCCGGCGCCGGGGUUGAAGCUCUAAAGGUGGCGCCAGAGAGACUUCAGACGCUCGAACGCUGCAUGGAAGGGUUCGAAGAUGGAGUGGAUCGACUCUACAAAUGCUUGAUUCGAAACCGGGUGUCUCUUCUCAAUGCAUCGACAGCUCCUUGA